Molecule: messenger RNA, 6915 nt
Organism: Lineus longissimus
Lineage: Eukaryota; Metazoa; Nemertea; Pilidiophora; Heteronemertea; Lineidae
Product: probable G-protein coupled receptor No9
Exons: 3
Coding region: 3619-5643 (674 amino acids)
Biological process (GO): cell-cell signaling; phospholipase C-activating G protein-coupled receptor signaling pathway; adenylate cyclase-activating adrenergic receptor signaling pathway
Cellular component (GO): plasma membrane
Molecular function (GO): alpha1-adrenergic receptor activity
Source: RefSeq, a predicted model, not a curated record
GAUCGAAGAGCGAAACCUUCCAAAGACUUCAUGGAACAUCCUGCUUGAGAACAGGUGGAAGUACCAUGGAUGUCACGUCACGAGUAGAGACAGCUUCCGUCCUUAGCCUUAUUAACUAAAGGAUUGUUCAUUUGUUGAUUUGUAUCGAUUUGAAAGCGGACUUAAGAGAAGUACGAAUGAACUGAGAGGGACGAUUAGUUCGGAACAUCUGAUGACUUUGUGAGUACGUGCACAAGUUCGGAGUGCGCCGUAUAAGGACGGAUGAAGUAAAUUACCGACGUUGGGGUACCAACUCGCGUUACCAGCCCAGGCAACCUGCGAUUCUAUGGUUAUUGACCAGAAGGUUAUUCGGUGAUUCUUGAUAAGGAAAUUAAAUGGAGUGAAGCAGACCUCAGAGGAAUACAAAACUAAGAUGUACCUAGCUUUCGAUAAAAUCAUUUUAUUACGAGGUCACUGAUGAUGUUGCACCUGUAAGGGAAGAGAUUUUAUUUUACCAUGAGAAGUGUGUUCUGUCUCCAAAGACCAUUGUAGCUUACUCGUUAUAUGAAGAAACCGAGGGCAUGACGUCUUAAAAUAAAAUGAUAAAACUAAAAAAUUAAUGACUGGAUACAAACGAGAACCUUACUUAAUUCAGCUCAGUAGGAGUGUUAUGAUGAAUCAUUAUGAGCAGGCCUGCUGUAUCGAGCUGUGGAUUUCUCUUUCGUGAGGAACUUUCUCUGUAGAAUAGGUCACCCAGUUAGAUGCCGUAGGUUUAAACGUGCCAACUGACGAGCGAAGACGUUCGAAAGGUAUCAAGGAAAUCAUCAAAGCAUUUUUCAAGUAGUAAGCUUAUCGCCUUGCUAUAAUAGAUAACGUAUUCUUUCAACGUUGACAGUGAUUCAUUUGAUACUGAUAGGGACCGUUCAUUUGGAACGAGGAGACGAUAGGUUUAGCAUGUGGGAUGUCAUGAUCUUUCACGUUUCGCUAUGUUAUUGACUAUCGGGAAGUGGUUGGAUUUAUAUUGUGUUGCCUAAUGUUGGAUUACUGUUAUCAGAUCUCUCGUGUCGCAUCAAGUGACAGCAUCGCCUCGCCCAUGCGCUGGGAGACGCUGAACGCAAUCAAUUAGUAUGAUACAAAUUACGUUCUGCUUUUUUACGACAGACAUGCAAACUGCCACUUAAUCACAUGCAGGGUGGUUAAACAACGGCGGAAGCGGCACGAGAAUGUUCUUAAACUGAGGCAGCGACCACAACGAUUUAUGGACCAAAUGAACAACAUCCUUCAUCAACUUAUUAAUUUCGUGAUAUAAAAUCUUACAUAUUCUUCUAAGACGAAAAGGAUCUCCGCACAAGUCAAUUCGUGUUUUUCAUAAAUCUCCGCAGAUUCCGCUGUAAUGGUAUCCCUCGAGUCUGUCGUCUCCGUAGCACCGGGUGCGAGGUCAGUGCGGCGCCGGAUACUUAAAAUGCCUUGACAAAAAGCUUACGUGCAACUCAUUCAUCAGCAAAGACUUGUGGUCAGACUGGCGCCUGGAAGUGAUGGGAUACAUUUGAAAUAAUGUUGAGCUUGCAAAACUGUUGGCGCUAUUACGGAGAUACUAUUAGUGCCUUUAGUCUGCACUGCGGCACGACAGCAGACCAUAAAUUGGAGAUGAAGUGACGAUAUCAAUUAACUUUAUACUGGUACCAUCGUGGUAUACAUGUAAAGCGGGCAUGCAACUUAUAUUGAAUAUGACCUUUGUCGGUUGACCACAGCUUUUUGUUUACUCAAAGUACUGUGAUAAACAAUAGGUUCGCGUGUGUUACCUGCGGACAUAAGAACAAUCGGCGUGAAAUCCUCGGAGUUCCGUCAUCUCGUCUGCGGGAAUAAUUUGUGUGAAUGGGUUAUAAUUCAAUUCAUCCUUAGAGAAAUCAACCCGAAUCAUCCGACCUUUGUGGCCGCGUCGGGAGCAGGUUGGACUGCAAAUACGUUCAAAAUUUCUUCGGACCUCACCAUCGACCCAAUCUAGCCCCUGGGGCGUUCACAAACAAGUUCUAAUGAAUCUAGGAAUCUAAAUUUCAUCAAUUGUACGCUUACCAUCUGAAGGAGGCAGCUUGGCCAACCAUUGGCGGAGUUAGGUUUGUUUUUCAAGUUGUACCAACACGCAGGUACACGUUCCGUGCACUUUGUGAUUAACGUAUUUAUAACGUAUCGAUCGGGCCAAGAGGUAUCGAUUCCUGAGUAAAAGCAGUUGUCGGGGUGUUUCUUCGAGAUAAGGCGUUUUCACUGGAUGUAUGUGUACUUUAGUGCUUUGUGAUUACUUCAUUGGACGCUCAAUAUCGAGACAUGUCACGGAAUGUUGAUGAACACAUCAUAAGGAUGAGCUAAUUGAGGUGUUGUCCAAGCGAUUGAAAAGGCAAAAGCUAGAUUCAUGGACAUCACUUCUUGAUUAGGAGUCGAAGCAAGCAAUAAGGAUAUACUAUUAUUCAGAGCCGACAAUCUACAGUGGGAGAAAGGACGCAAAAGCAAUCAAAGCAAGUGAAGAUUUAUUGGUACAAUUGUGGCGUUGCUCACGCAAGUUGGAAGAAAGAAAGAAAUCUUUACAAAAAAGCGCCACAUUUGAAAAUACUGUUGAUAACACAAAAGCGCUAUCUUCCGAUUCGUCAUGUUAAGAGGAAGUUUGGUGUCAUUGGAGGAUUUUUGAGGAGAACAGUCUUGCACACAAUAUCCUAGAAUGUUGUAACUGGUUUUCUUCUAACACCCUUGGAUGCGUCAAAGUAUCGUACAUACAUUGUACAUAUACGUAACUAAAGUAAGCAACAUUAUUCACGUGGAGGAGGAAUCGACUAGGGAAGACGAGAGCAGUACGUACAUGUAAUUGAUAGUAAUAGCCACUUUGCGACAAGAAGUUACAAUUGUAAAGUGUGCCAUGUUAUUGGGAGCACUUACACAUAAAUAUAUCUGAUUGGGGAGAUUGUUCUUAAUGGAAGCGUAACAAUCAAAUGCCAUUUCGAGAUUCGACGGUAGAUUUAACUUGGACCAGUUAGAUUUGGGUCGUGGAGUGUGGAUAUAGGAAUGGUGUGUUCCAGUCACUGCACGUAAUAAGUACAUGUACUCUAUUGGUAAAUAACUGCAUCAUGGAGAAACUGCCUCGUGGUCGGGAAUGAGGAAUGAUACUGAUAAAGUCGUGCGAUGUUAUGCUGUUUAUCAUGUUUACAGCAUAUAAUGAGGAUGAGCACGGUAUUUAAGGAUAUGUGUUUGAUUUGAUACUUAUACUAACAUCACAAUGACUUUUGUGUGAUUCGAAAGGCGGAUAUCAAUACUUCGAUGCACUUGUGGAUACUGAGCGAAAAAACACGUUUGCAAUGCAGUAAGGAAUUGUCCAAAACAUGAGGUUGUGACCACGCCAGGCUUCUUGCAAAUGACUAAAGAUUUUUUGUUUUACGACGAAUUAUGUUAUGGAGUUAAGCGAUUAUUAUUCAAAGGAAAACAUAUUCUGUUGCAUAAUUGAGUCAAGACGAACCAACGACAUGUCGAUAUACAUGUAGUUGAAUAAUUUAAGACUUCUAAGUACUGAUUAAGAUUCAAAAUGACAUGAGGCUAAUUAUAUUUGAGGUAAAAAGCCAAAGCAUUGCACCAGAAUAGGGCGUUACAGACACUAGCAUGGAAAAUAUUACCACAAGCGCCAUUGAAAUAACAUCAUUAGCACCGACCUCAAACAUCACUGAUACGGAUGAUAUACAAUUUGACUUGUAUAUGAUACCUGUUGGUAUUCUUCUUGUGCUCAUCAACCUAGCGACAAUUGUUGGUAAUACUCUCGUAAUCUUGGCCAUCCGCUACGAACACUGCUUACGUACCACCACUAACUACUUCAUCAUCUCACUGGCUGUGGCAGACAUGAUGUUAGGCUUUCUGGUGCUCCCCUUAUCGUCCGCUUACGAGUUACUCGGUGUUUGGCUGUUUGGUAGAGUCCUAUGCACCGCUUGGGCAGCCAUAGAUGUCCUGGUCUGUACCGCGUCCAUCCUGAAUUUAGUCGCCAUUAGCCUAGACCGUUACAUUGCAAUCAGCAGACCAAUGCAUUACCAUAACUUUGCAACUCAUAGACGGGUUGUGGCCGCCAUCUUUGGAGUCUGGGGGCUCUCCGUUGCUGUUUCGAUUCCACCGCUCUUCGGAUGGCGCGCUGAGCGCACCGACCCCAGGCAGUGUGAGCUCACGUCCGGUAUGGGUUACGUUAUUUAUUCCGCCCUUGGGUCCUAUUGGAUCCCCUUGCUUAUUAUGCUGUUUGUCUACGGUAGGAUUUACACGGUUGCUAUGAGCCAAGCGAAAAAUAUCCAGAAAAACCAGCAGCUCGGGAUGUUCCGAGGUCGCGAAUCGGUCGAUACGGAUUUAGCCGAUAGCGCCCGAAUCAACAAAGGCGUAAAUCGAAAGGAGUCCAAAAUAAGUUCCUCUGGGAGUUCGCUUUCACAGGAAAACAUUCAUGAGAAACAUUACGUCAAUAGAAAAGAUCGUGGUGUGACGCUUGUAAAAAGAUUAAAACGCUUUAGUAAGGAGGCACGAGCAACAAGGACGUUAUCAAUUGUGAUAGGCGCUUUCGUCAUAUGCUGGUUACCGUUCUUUAGCGUCUACUUAAUAGGUGGCGUAUGCGAGCACUGCAUCGUUCCCCGGGCACUGUUUAAAGCAUUUUUCUGGUUGGGCUAUUGCAAUUCUUUUUUGAAUCCUAUAAUCUAUCCUCUAAUGAACAAAGACUUUAAGAGAGCAUUUCGUAAGCUUGUUCGACGAACGUACUGUCGCCGCCAUUCCAUCAGUUACUUCGAUAACCGCGGUCACGGUAAUCAUAAAGCUGCGAAGAACCGCCGGUUGCGGUUGAGUGUGCCAUACGGGGGUCACACGCCUCCGGAAUCCCCGAACCUGAACUCUCGCGUCUCCUCGCCGGAUCCGCCGCAACAAACACGUGAUUCGAGACUUUCUAGUCUCACGUCGGACAAAGACAAAAUGCACAAUGAUGCUACACACAGAAGUACUGGUGCUAUACUGGAUGAGACGGAGCCCCUAAGGAACUUGACUUUGGAAGAGUACGAACAAUCUCCUGGGCGAAUCCCGAGGAGUUCAGACAACGUUUUGUUGGAGAGUAACCCGUAUUUGGCAGCAAGGGAAGCUAAUGCUUCAAAACUACGAAGGGACACGCAAGCAAAUCUUCGAGAUAUCUGCUAUAGUGAACCUAAUAUUAUAGACUUCGAUUCAUGCCAUGGUGCUUUUGAUGACAGUACCAGGCGGAAAUCCUCCCUGAGCAAUAAUGACAUAUCAAUGGCAGAAAUAACUAGUGAUACGAGUUCAGAUUCUCGAACAAAAAACUGUAUACGCCAGCCAAAGGACCGGACUAUUAGGAAUACAUCUUUGAUAUUGAGUAUACCGCCCUCUAACGGCAAUGCUAAUAGGUGCAAUGAUUUUCAACAAAGUUUGACAUUUGAUAAAAAUCUCAAUCGAUAUUUGGAUACUAAUACCAAAUCUACGCCAAUUUUAUCCCGGUCCACAGGUGAUUGUACAUGUAAUAGUGUAAAUAAUAAUAUUCUUAACUCAUUGAAGUUCAUAGAUGAUGGGACAUCUUCCCCAGGUGAACCCGAUGUCAACAUUAACGCCAUUACUAUUUUCAGGACUUUAAGUCAGAAACAUAUGCAUCCCUGUUGCUGAGCAAUACUCCUUUGAGAACUUUAAAGCAGCGCCACAAUCGGCGGAAGUUGGAACCAGAUAUCAAGAUUUUGUAUCCGGUUAUGCGAAAUCAGGAAAUUUAGUGUCACGCUUCUACCGAUAAUGGCACUCAUUCAAAGUCAAGGAGACUUCAUCACCUUUCUCAAGCUAAAUCGACCGGAAAUACUUAUACGUUCCUUCCAGUUGGUCCGAUUCUGAUUGCGCCGGUGAGGCAGAACUUAAAGCUGCUGAUUGGUCAGUAAGACAGGAGGUCAGUUCGUGCGGCCGGCAGUAGCGAUCGUGUCGACCCUGGUGUCGACAAUGACUAUUCUAUUGAGUCAAGGUUUUAUUUUAAGUGUACAUUGUGUUCUGAGUUAAUUUUUGUGUUCACCACAUUAAAUUUUAUGAUAAUAUUUCGGUUCCAGCUGGAAGUUGGUCAGUUAGUGAAAGUACCGUUAAUGUUAAAGUUCCCAAAACUGCAAAGCAUAAUUAGCUGGAACCACUGUGAAAGUGAACUUAGUCCUCGAGGGGAACUAGUCCUACUCAAGUGUCUGAUGGCUUGCUGCAAACGUGCCUGGCUAUGUCAAUGGCUUUGGCCAUCUUAAAUGCCAAGGGAGUUUCUCUCAAUAGGACUAAGUUUCCUUUCAAAUCAGUUUUAUAGUGUCAGUGUUAGUAUGUAUGGACAAAUUUCACAGUCCUGUAACAAUAGGCAGGUUUCGCAACCCCUACGAACUACGAACUACGAACUACGAGCAUCAGUCGUGUCAUCAAGUCUUGAGCUACAUGUGGAAUUACGCAACACUCUUAAAUCACAUUCUGCAGCUGUACAACUACAAGAAAUACAUAUGGGAAAGAGUUUCAAGAAGUCGUCAUUAAAGUAAUGUUUUAUAUUUCGUCUUUCGUAGCUCUUCGUAGGGGUUGUGAAUCUGCAUCUUAGCUCUCCUCCAAUGAUCACACAAUGUCUGGUCGUACAUGUAGACAGCGAUUGUGAGAAAUAAUCGAUGCAAAAAUAGAAUACCUCAAUAAUUGAUGGACUGCCAUUCUCUAUCAUGUAACCCAUUGUAAAAAUAUACGCAUCACUGAUGACACAAAGGCCACCAUAUCAAUGAAUAUUUUGAUUUUCUGUUUUCUGUAUGUCCAUAGUCAGAUAGAAUUCGUUUUUGAAUGAUUCCGGUAUAACACAGCUCAAAUGUUAAGCGAAGAACAGUUAUCAACAAAAUACCUACGACAAAGAAACCAUUUAUAACUUUUGACAACAAGAAUACGCGCCAGAUG